Molecule: messenger RNA, 333 nt
Organism: Rotaria sordida
Lineage: Eukaryota; Metazoa; Rotifera; Eurotatoria; Philodinida; Philodinidae
Source: the annotation of a GenBank genome assembly
AUGUGUUUUCCACACAAGAAUGAAGAUCCAAAACCACCAAAAAUAGUUGAAAAACUUCAAACUGAAAUUAAUCAGUUGAACAUCGAGUGGGGACAGGCAUUUAAAGAUCAAUUGCAGGAAAAUCAAAAACUUCGCGAUCAACUGCAGGAAUAUCAAACGUUUAAAGAAAAACAUCUUCAAGAUAUUCAAGAUAUCGUUGAAAUACUAAUUGAUGGAAUGAUAACAAGAAUUGAACGUGAUACAGAUGGUGAAAAACGUGAAUUAUUAUCUGAUGAUGGUAGUGAAGAAGAACGACCAAAAAAAAAGCUCGCAUCAAUUGAUAUAUUAAUAUAA